UCCGGACCAGGGGGCGUAGGUUUGACCGGCUUCUGGGAGGCUUCAGACACAAUGAACCGUCAGACGGUGAGCGGCACGCACGUUGGGCCGGAGGCUUUGGCACAAUUUUAGCACACUAUUACUCUAAAAUUGUGCCUUUUUUUCUUUUCUAUAACUUGGUCUUUUGUCUACCUCCUGAUAGCCCGCAUGGCUGUAACGAGACUCAACUGGAAACGUCGAGUUUGAUGAGAACAGUCCGGCUCUCAGACUCCAGACGACCGUUAGUGAGUUAGUUCACCUCCUCUCUCUCUGGCGGAGCUUUGUCGUUAUUUUUUUACUAGAUAAGCCAACAGAUAACAAUGUCGUUGACUGCUUCGUCUGAUUACUUCGCCGCCGAGUGUUUAGUCUCGAUAUCCAGCGGUCCUGUGCUCCACAGACCCACCCCGGUGGUGGUGGUGGCCGCCGCCGCCAGCCAGCCGGCCACGCUGGGCCUCCUCUCCGGGGAGAGGGAGCCCGACGUGUCGAGCGAGGACCUGGAGGUGCGGGAGGCGCUGCGGCUGGAGGGGGCCAACAUGAUGGCGGUGGCCGGCAUCCUCACCGACCUGCACGGCAAGUUCCGCCCCAUGUCGGCCUACUCGGAGAGCAGCAACUCCUCGUGUGGUGGGGAGAGCGGCUACACCACGUUGUCUGACCCGACCACCCCGACCAUGACCCCCUCCGCCACGCCGGUGCCCGGCCAGCAGAGAGGAGGAGGAGGUGGUGGAGCUCCACGGUCUCCGGUGAAGCGACAUCAGUGCACUUUUAACGGAUGCGACAGAGUUUACGGGAAAUCGUCGCACCUGAAGGCACACAUCCGGACACACACAGGUGAGAGGCCCUUCCCGUGCACCUGGCCUGAAUGCGAGAAGAAGUUUGCCCGCUCUGACGAGCUCGCCCGCCACACCCGCACCCACACCGGGGAAAAACGCUUCCUGUGCCCACUGUGCGACAAACGCUUCAUGCGCAGCGACCACCUGAUCAAGCACGCCCGCCGCCACCCUGACUUCCAGCCCUCCAUGUUGGGCCGCAACAAGGGCGCAACCUCCUCUCCCAGCCUGGCCGGCGUGCACCAUUAGGAUGGUUUGGGUUUGGAGGGGUCGGGUGGGGGGGCUCCUGGCAGGAGCACAGAAGGUCACAGCAGUUUCAAGUUAACCAGCUACAAUCAGAUCCACUGGUUAGGAUUUAGCAUUGCUGUGUCAUAACACACACAUACACAACACACACAAAGCUGGAUGUGAGGGCGGAAGCAGCUUCACCCCUCCAUCAACACAGAUGAGUCAUGUGACCACUAUCCACCUGCUCGACAUAACUAGGGUUGGGUAUCGAGAACGCUCCAAAUCUAUAAGAAGUGGGGAUUUCGUUAAGAAAUGUGCUUUUCGAUUCCACUUAUCGUUUCCUGAAAGCUAAGUUUGGACCUAUGCACGUCAUUUACAUCGCCGGUUACACGUGUAUCAAAGGACGUGUAUAAUGUUUACAACAUGACGGACUGGAGCUAGCAUUCAAAAGUGCGGCUACGCGUCACAAAAGACAGUAACGAUGCAGUGAAAUGUAAUCACUGCAUGAAAAUAAAUACAUACAAGGGAAGAAAGUCUGUCUAAUACGACAACACAUUUACUAUAGAAUGGUUUAAGAAUGCAGCAUUUUUUGAUGUCCUGUGUCAUGACAUAGGGAAAUUAAAUGAAACGUUUUUAUAGAUCCCAUAACCAGAUGGGAAUGUCUGUUUUUGGUUAUUAAUCCACUCAAUUAAUUACAGGACAAAUCAAGGUACUUCAUCACAUUGAUGCAAAACUUCUGUAUAACCAGUUACACCAUAAAACAGUCCUGCUCAUUGCCUAAUAUGACUAUUAUUAGGCUUUAAUGCGCCAGAAAGCAAAAUCAAAUGUAAAGCCAUUCAACUUGGCACAACAGAGAAUAUUUAUAUUUUUCUUUUGUUUUUAACCAAAAACAAAAUCUUUAAAUACUUCGUCAUUUAUUGCAUGUUUAUGGCAGCCGAAACCCUAUGAAAAUAAAUGUGUUUUUUACUUUCAACAUACUUUGUUUUCUUUUCUCACUCAGGAUUCGAUCAGAACGGGAAUCAUUAAGCAGAUUUGAAUCGAUAAAAUGAACCCAACCCUAACAAUAACCUCAUUUUCUCAAACACUCUCACAAAUUUGCAGGGAUUUUUCACAUUUUCUGUAAAAAUCUGCACAUCCAUCAUCAGCCAAAACUCCUCUGUUUUCUUGUGGUUAAUUUGUAAAUUGUUAUUGUGCUCUUCAGUACCUUUUAUUUACCAUGAGUAGCACAAAGUUGUGAUGUUAGGUAGCGAGGCGUUGACUAGAAACCUUUUUAGAUUUUUUUUUUUUUUUAGCUUUGCUGAUUCCAUAUAAAAGUUUUAGUGGUGACACAUUCCUUCAUUUUUUUUAUUGCAUUGGUAACCAUCAUUGAGGCAAUUUUUUAAUUCUUUUCUUUAUAUCCAAUUUAAGUAUAGAUCAAAUACUGAUUUUGCCAGAAAGUGGAUCAAACUUCACUGUAGAAGAGCUGUUUGCACGCCAUCCUUAAGCCUAGAUCAGUUAUCACCCGUGAAACGCGGAAACAUAAUACACAGUAGUAUUAUGUCUAAUACUGAUGCAAAUGUAUAUAUGCUUUAAGCUUUUAAUGUAGAUAAAUGGUGAUGCUACUAGCAGCAGAAUUAAUACUUGUGAUGAAUUGUAGUCCUUAUAUUAGGGGUAACAGUAUACUCUUUGAUAGGAUGGCAUUGCCCGUGAGUGUCGGUGUGUAUGUGUUUUUUAUUUACAUUUUUUGUUAGCGACAGAACUGGUAAAAGUGUGUAUGCAAUGAUGUCAAAAAUAUUUUUGGGGGAUAAAAGAUGACACAAGUCGAGCUUGACUUUCAGCCUGCUGCCUUCAAAGUAAAAGCGUUUAUCCCACUCGUCAGGGGUGUGGAGCCAGACGGCAGAACGCGUUUCAGGAUCAGGUUUUCCAGGUGUUACAGUACACAGUUUGAGUUUCAGCAGCAGAUAAAGCAGGAGUCUUACAUGAAAUGUUGAAAAAAAAUCCUGUUAUAACUAUCAGUGUUAAUUGAAAUUGGUCUAAAACUACUACUACUACCCUGCUCCCAUUCAGGAAAGCUAAUACCAGUAGACCUUUAUUGAGCUGCACAUUUUACUUGUCACUAGGUGCAAAUAAUAUAAAUAAUACGUUAAUGAUGGCUCUAUUCUAUUUAGGUGCGUCAUUGAACAAGCAGGCACUUGUGAAUGAGGUGCAGCCAUUUAUAAUACUAUUCGUUACACCUGUGUGACAAGUCAAAAUGUCAACUGUGAUAAAGAUAUGUUACUAUGUUGGAAAAACAAACGAGGAUUUGUUAAGAACCCGUUCAGUACAUUUAAGAAAACUGGCACCUAAAUAUUCCUACAUGCCAAAAAAAAGUCAAUAAUCCUCCCGUGUUUUUCAGGAAAUAUAACAUUCACAAUCCAGGUCUGAUUAUAGAGAGGUUGAAUCUUUUUUUGUGUGUGUGUGUAAUGUUUCCACACUGUUUGUCCAGCUCAUGGACAUAUUCCUUUAUCUCAGUGAACAACACUUAAAGCCUUAAACUAUGUCAUAACUACUUUGCACCAUGUUUACAGUUGGAUCAAUGUAUAGGUAUAUAUGCCCUCCCGAGGGCUCGUCACACAUACUCAUUAUGCAAUAUGGCACUUUUUUUCUUACAGGUGUAUUUGGCUGGAUAGUGUAAUGGCUUGCACUGUUACUAUGCUUCUUCUACAAGCAAGCACUGUGGAACUUUGCUAAUGUGUUGAUAUAACCAAUGGUUUGUAAAACUGCCUUUUUGUCCAAGUGCUUUAGAAAGCGUGAUACAAGAAGUAGUCAUUUUUAUUUUGUGUGUGUGUGUGUUUGCUUAGUCAUCCAGUCUUGUGGAUUUUUUAUUUUUUAUUUUCUAAACAGCUUCAUUUGUUUCAAGAUCUGUCGACUUUGUCUCCUCCGCACUAAGACUUCAGAUGUCUUCCUCAUUCACAUGUCAAACCUUCUCUACCAUUUCACUGUUGAUUCUCAUUUUCAUGGGAGCUGUACUCCUUGGAGUGAAUGCAAUGCUUUGGAGUUUUUGUACACAUUUCUUCCUCAGAGGUUCGAUCAGUUGAUCGUUUUUGGUUGCUGCUGGCAGUAACCACGAACACAUGGACUGUUUAACAACACAUACAAUAUAUUUGUUUUCUAACGUCUUCAAAUGGAAAUAUUUACUCCCAUCUCCGCUCAACAGAUGGGAGUGUCUCCUCACACAGACUCAAAGCUAUAAUAUCACAAUAAGAACAUACCUCACUUAUGUUUUUUAUCGGUGUCUUUACAAAAAUCCAUCCAACCUGUCUUUCAGAAAGUCCUAUAAAGCCAUUGAGCCUUGGAUUUCAGAAAUAAGUUUUUAUCAGCUAGAUGGUCUGCUAUGUACCCAUGUCCUUAUCUUGUCUUUAUAUGCAACAUCACUACUACCUGUGUAGCAACAGAAUUUCCUUUUCCCUGCCUCAGUGAACUUCUGUUGUUAAUAGACAGUAGCAAAUUAAUCUCUGGGAUGAAUCCAGCCCGUCGGGAGUUUUAGUUAUCAAGGGACAGACUCACGGAGGCUUAAAAGGGUAUUAAAAUGUAAAAAAAAAAUGCCUGUAGACUGUCACUUCACUGCAGAUUUCAAUUGAAAGAGCUCAGUCCAAAUCGAUUUGUUCAUAUCACUGAAUGUGGCUUGAUGACGGACGAGCGUCGUCCACUUUGGAUUUCAUUUUUGCUGCCUCGCCGAGAAAGAAAAUUGUCACCACACUAAUUCAGAUAUGCACAUUGUACAGAAAUGGAUGUUUUUUUUAAAUUGAUGCCUAAUUUUUACAUUAAUGUAAUUUUUAAAAAAAGAUCCUCUUAUCAAAGCUUUAGUUAAGGUAAAUAGGAGGAACUGUGGAACUAAAUAAUUGCUGCAACAAGCUGUUUUGAUAUUUAUAUUCUCAGGUGUCUAAAAUUUUGAGCAUUGGAGUUUCAAUAUUUCCAGUUCAACACCUAAGUACAAGCAUGUUUUAUUUCUUUUGUUAUGCUGAUUAAUUUAUUCCAAAAAAAAUUGUAUCAUUUGUGUGGUUUAAUUAUUCUUUUCAUAACUCAUUUUGUGAUAUGGAACAAUACUAAUAUUAAAUGGUUCCAUUGUUUGCUUGACAUGAGAAUACCAGUGCUUUUUUUAAGAAUAAAAAUCCUUAAGUUG
Messenger RNA from Sebastes umbrosus (honeycomb rockfish), 5214 nucleotides. RefSeq lists its product as uncharacterized. The coding region runs from base 339 to 1094 and encodes 251 amino acids. Gene Ontology annotation, molecular function: DNA-binding transcription factor activity, RNA polymerase II-specific; RNA polymerase II cis-regulatory region sequence-specific DNA binding. The record is from RefSeq and is a predicted model, not a curated record. The transcript has 2 exons. NCBI's taxonomy places the organism in Eukaryota, Metazoa, Chordata, Actinopteri, Perciformes, Sebastidae. Gene Ontology annotation, biological process: regulation of transcription by RNA polymerase II.